This is a messenger RNA of Anopheles bellator, 5216 nucleotides long. RefSeq names its product histone deacetylase 6 (gene HDAC6). Gene Ontology annotation, cellular component: histone deacetylase complex. Gene Ontology annotation, molecular function: histone deacetylase activity; zinc ion binding. Gene Ontology annotation, biological process: chromatin organization. The transcript has 10 exons. The coding region runs from base 361 to 3648 and encodes 1095 amino acids. The record is from RefSeq and is a predicted model, not a curated record. NCBI's taxonomy places the organism in Eukaryota, Metazoa, Arthropoda, Insecta, Diptera, Culicidae.
AGUAGGCCUGUGCGGUAGUUAUUUUCUUCACUUCGUUCGCAUACACUUUACCAGGCGGACUUACCUUGAUACGGUUCAAUACGGGUGCUGUUCCCACGUACGACAUUCCGCUUGGUUGUUCGCUCUACCGAAAAGGAAACGAUGAAGUAAGCGCGGUACAUCUUGUGGGACUACCAAAUUCAUUCGACCGAAGCACCACAUCAAGCCAACGUUGAAACUCACCAAAUCGAUAGAUCAAUUAACCAUCUGCCUACAUUCCCCAAGCAACGCUCACGUCCGCGGUCGGUCAUCGGUUAGAACAGAGCACCCUUAAUUUCGACCGUUUUUUGAAUUACCUGCACCUUGCAAACUGGAGCAAACAUGGACUCGAAACCCAACGUCGUAACGCGGCGCGGUACCAAGCAGGGCCCAACCGUGCAGACCCGUUCGCGCCAGGCCGCUGCCAAUAACGAGAACCAACCAAGAAAGAGCCAACUCGGGCAGUGCAAUAGUGUACUAACCCUAGCUGAAGCAAAAAAAAAGGGUAAAUUGAAGAUGUCACAAAACCUUGGUAGUAUCAGCGAUGCGAUUGGCGAUGCACAGCUGCAGGACACCUACCACAAUGCAAUGAGUGUGAGUGACACGAAGCGAGGCCAUACCGGGCUCGUUUACGAUGACCGUUUUGCGCUUCAUCGCUGCCUUUGGGACCCCAACUACCCGGAAUGUCCAGCGCGUUAUUUGGAGGUUACAAAGCGUGUAGCACUAGAGCGAUUAAUUGAACGCUGCAUCAUCGUGAAAUCGCGGAAGGCCACAGAAGCAGAACUGGUCCUUAAGCACACCGCAGAGCACGUCGAAAAGCUUAAAGCUACGAGUGGCUGCCAGGACGAAGAAAAGCUAGAAAAGCUUAGUUCGCAGUUCGAUGCAAUUUUCAUCCACCCGACGACCUAUGAAACCAGCCUUCUGUCGGUCGGUAGUACCAUCGCCCUCGUCGAGAGCAUCUGCAAAGGGACGAUUCAAAACGGUAUGGCCAUUGUACGGCCACCAGGACAUCAUGCCAUGACGGCCGAGUUCAAUGGCUAUUGCUUCUUCAAUAACGUCGCCAUCGCCGCUCAGUAUGCCCUGAACAAUCUCGGUAUGCGCAAGAUCCUUAUCGUCGACUGGGACGUUCAUCACGGACAGGGCACACAACGCAUGUUCUACUCUGAUCCCAGGGUGUUAUACUUUUCCGUACAUCGCUACGAGCAUGGUAGCUUUUGGCCCAACUUGAGAGAAUCGGACUUUGACUACGUUGGAUUUGAAAAGGCUACUGGCUACAAUUUCAACGUGCCUUUAAACGAAAUUGGCAAGACGAACGCAGAUUAUUUAGCUAUCUGGCACCAGCUGUUGCUUCCGGUAGCUUCAGAGUUUCAUCCAGAGUUGAUAAUCGUUUCUGCGGGCUACGAUGCCGCUUUCGGCUGUCCUGAGGGUUUGAUGGAGCUAACGCCCGCCAUGUAUUCACAUCUCCUGAGUCCUUUGAUGGCAUUGGCUCGUGGUCGAGUGGCAGUGGUGCUAGAGGGUGGGUACUGUCUCGAAUCACUAGCAGAAGGCUGCACCCUUACGCUCAAGACGCUGCUGGGUGACCCAUGUCCGAAGUUAGUGGAACCACUCCAAGCCCCCUCGGUAGGCGUUCAGCAGUCAAUAUUGAACUGCAUCUACAGCCACCGCAACUAUUGGAAGUGUUUGCAACAGAAUGAGGUGUACGACCUUGAAGAAUACAACAACGUCAAUCCACAAGUCAACUUUCACAAGGUACUACAGUGCUACAAUGGACCGCCAAAGGAAUGCAAGCCAACUGAUGGUGAUCAACAACCAAAAUAUGAAACGCGCGACUGCUAUCCUGUGCUUUCUGUUGAUAAGCAGAAGAGCAUCCACGAUCGGUUGCAAAAAUUGCGACUACUAACCGACCUCAGCUUUUCGCCCGAGCGUCUGUGCUACGUGUACGACGAGGCGAUGCUCGCGCACCGUAACUAUCACGAUCCUAGCCACCCAGAACGCCCGGAACGCCUCAUCAAAAUUCACAACCGUCUGUCGAAGGAGUAUCAACUAACGGAGCGGAUGAAACUUAUAGCAGGUCGCGCUGCCACAAAAGAGGAACUGUACCUGGUCCAUGAUAAGCAGCACGUCGAGUUUAUAGAAAGCCUUGAGCAACAACAAGCUCAGUUGGAGAAGAUAGCUCAGCGCUUCAAUUCGAUUUACUUCCAUCAACAGACAUAUAAGAGCGCCACUAUUGCAGCCGGUUCGGUGUUGCAGGUUGUCGACGAAGUGCUCAGUGGUCGUACCCGCUCUGGGUUAGGCAUCGUUCGACCGCCGGGCCAUCAUGCAGAACCUGACGAACCGCACGGCUUUUGUGUGUUCAACAACGUGGCUAUUGCUGCCAGGUUUGCUCUCGAACGGUACUGUCUCCAACGGGUACUGAUCGUCGAUUGGGACGUCCACCAUGGCAAUGGCAUCCAGCAUAUAUUCGAGAAGGAUCCGCGCGUACUCUACAUCUCAGUGCAUCGCUACGAUCACGGUUCGUUUUUCCCCAAGAGCACCGAUGGAAACUUUGAUGUCGUCGGAUCUGGAGAGGGCGAAGGAUUUACCGUCAACAUUCCGUGGAACCGCAAAUUCAUGGCGGAUCCUGAGUACGUAGCGGCCUUUACCACCGUCAUUUUGCCGAUUGCCUACGAGUUCCAACCGGAUUUGGUGCUGGUGUCGGCCGGCUUCGACGCGGCCAUCGGAGACCCGCUAGGUGGAUGUCGUGUUACGCCGGAAGCGUACGGUUACUUAACGCAUUGGCUGUCAGCACUGGCGGGUGGUCGAAUAGUCCUUUGCCUUGAGGGAGGAUACAAUACCAACACUAUAGCGCAUGCAAUGGCGAUGUGUGCUAAGGCACUCCUCGGUGAUCCACUACCAAUACUCGCACCUGCUGGAACAAAAAGCUCUUCAGCGAGUACGGCCUGUUUUGAGACAUUGCGCAACGUGGUGGGAAUACAAGCCAAAUAUUGGCGCUCGUUAUGCUUCGGAAAAAAGCUUCCAAGCUUCCAAAAAACUACAAGCAUGGCUGAUGAGUUAGGUCUGUCCUCAUCGGGAGUCACGAAGAAGUCGGACAGUACGGCUGGUGGUUCUUCGUCAAAGGAGAAAGUGGAAAAGCCACCACAGACGCUAAGUGAUUUUUUGAAAGCGAACCUUGAGGCAUUACAAAAUGAGGAAAUGUUCGCCAUCGUUCCAAGCCGCAAUUGUCCUCAUCUAAAACUGCUGAAACCUGAAACAACUCCGUCUGCCGUCGAUCCCGGUAGCCCUUGCGUCGACUGCGGUACCAAUAAGGAAAAUUGGAUUUGUUUGAUAUGCUUCGGCGUGUACUGUGGACGGUACACGGGUGAGCAUAUGCUUCGUCAUGGCACACAAACAACUGACCAUCCGUUGGCACUCAGCUUUACCGAUCUUUCCGUCUGGUGCUACAGUUGCGAUAUGUACAUCGAUCAUCCAGCACUGCACCACUACAAGUCACUUGUACAUGAAGCAAAGUUUAACGAACCACUUGUUUGGACGUACGGAAGCGAUUUACUACUGGAAGUAGUUGGUGCGGGUGCUGCUGGGGGCAGCGAUAAUACUAAGGCAGUCGCCAAGCAAAAUCCGUCGAAUGAUUGAUAUUGGAACCUCUCCAAAAUACUGUUUCGGGUGCUAGUGAUGCUGUUGAUGAAGCAUCUACUGGCUGCAUACUUUAAGUAGUCCAACAGAUAGGAACUGCGUUUUGAAACCAGUUCAAUUUAUUUUCCUUCGUAAUUUAUUAUUCAAACUUAGUUGAAAUGCAGGAAAGGAGACACACAGAGAAAUCAAAAUAGAGAGCAGAGAUGUAAAGACAGAGAGCGAGGGAGAGAGAAAGAAAGAGAGAGAGAGAGAAAGAGAGGAACAAAUAUUAGAGUAUAUAAUUAAACAAUAGGGAGGUAGAGAAUGGAUAGUUAUUUGGCUUGUUUUGGAAGGCUCUGAGAACUUACUACGUAACAGCGCCUUCGCACCCUGAUCAGAAAACUGUAUAAACUCAAAUAUAGUAGCGUAAUUAGUAUCAGAACAUCUAUAGAUAUCCUGGUGAAAUAUCGCCUUCCGGAUUAUUUAAAAAUAAUCUAUUCACCAAUAGUAUGCUAAUGCGUUGUUGUUUAUAAUCACUAAUAAAUGCUUCUGCCCAUACGCAGAUGGCAUAAUCGCUGCGGUAACCUAACCAAAGAGAAAUAUGUAACGUGUUGCAUGGCAUAGCCGGAGUGUGCAUUCUAAUUCUCAACAACUGUAAGUAAAAGAUUGCCUAAUAUUGGCCUAAUUUAUUCAUUUUAAUGUUAGAAGAACGGACCGGGUCGUAUUUAUGGCCUAAUCUAUGAAACCUUUUUUCAAUUAUUCUGUUUUUUCACGGUCCUAACGACUGUAUCAAAUCCGCUAUGCUAUAAAAAAAUUUCCAAAUUUCAUUCGCUAUGCAAAGGUUUUUACAACUCAUACUCGACGAUGCCUUCCACGAUUCUUCGCUUCUAUUCGACACGUACAUUGCAUUGCCUAGUGAAAACGACUAAACAUAGUUUUUUAAGCAUUUUGCACUACUAGUUGCCGUUCAGUUGAGUAAAGCAUGAUCGCACAUUUGAUGAUUUACAACAGUAUUCCAAUAAAAAUGCAAAAAUAAACUACAUAGCAUGCGUUAGCGAGAAUAACCGAUUUUUUUUCGGAACGUAAUCUGAUACGCAGGAGACCCUGGUGCCCAGUAAAACCUUCACUCCAUGUUAUAUUGUUUUCUUUUUUUGUGAAAGGAAGAAUAAGCAACAGAUAUUCGCCAAUUCGUGCAAUUUUUGAGUGUAAUAUUUCCACGAGUUGGUGGGCGAAGGCUCAAGACCGCGUGCGGUGGCAGGGUUCCCGGAAGCAGGCCAAAACCGGUGGGCGGUUUGAGCCAGAUAAGAAGAAGGUUGUUCUAUAUUGUAUGACCUUUUACAGCUCCCGAUACAGAUUUCUUCGAACAAUUUGAACACGAUUUCAUUUUAAAUGCAUAAGCGUGUACUAUGCAAGUUAUGCUGUGAUAACAGAUUUAAUACUAUCAUAAUCAUAAAGAUGAGAUAUAAUUCUACACAUGCCCAAGUUGCAUGUGUGAUUAGAUUUGGUGUUAGAUUAGUGAUGUGUGAUUAGAUUUGGAAAUUUUGUUGUUUUUUUCUACCAGCAUUAGAUGUACGUAUGACAUGAAUAAC